Messenger RNA from Fusarium tjaetaba, 840 nucleotides. Its product is annotated as alcohol dehydrogenase. Lineage: Eukaryota; Fungi; Ascomycota; Sordariomycetes; Hypocreales; Nectriaceae. The transcript has a single exon. Gene Ontology annotation, molecular function: oxidoreductase activity, acting on the CH-OH group of donors, NAD or NADP as acceptor. The coding region runs from base 1 to 840 and encodes 279 amino acids. The record is from RefSeq and is a predicted model, not a curated record.
AUGUCUCUGACUGCAAAGGCCCUAGCCGGCAAGGUUGCCAUCGUUACAGGUGCGUCUUCAGGCAAUGGCCGAGCUAUAUCCCUCGCUCUCGCAAAGGCUGGCUCCAAAGUCGUCUGCUCAGAUCUCCAGCCCGAAGCACGGCAAGAGGGCUACGAGAAAGACCUUUCAGUUCCUACCCAUGAGCUCAUCAGGAAACUUGGAGGCGAAGCCAUCUUCCAACGAUGCGAUGUGUCAAACAGCUCGCAGAUUGAGGAGCUCGUGUCAAAGGCCGCAUCCACAUUUGGACGUCUUGACAUUAUGGUCAACAACGCGGGCAUUUUCACAGGCCUCAAGAACAUUCUUGAAGAAACGGAUGAUGAUUUCGAUCGUACCAUGUCGAUCAACACAAGAGGGACCUACUUCGGAUGCAAAUACGCCAUCAAGCAGUUCCUUUCACAGUCUGAGCCCGCUGCAGACACAUCUGAAGAUGCUCAGUCCCACCCUUCUAUUGGCAAGAUUAUCAACAUUGCUUCCAUGGGCGGCCUGAUUGGUCUGGCCCGAGAACCUUCCUAUUGCGCUUCAAAGGGAGCUGUCGUGAAUCUCACACGUCAACUCGCUGUCGACUUUGGCCCGUCCCGUAUCAAUGUCAACUCUCUAUGCCCUGGAUUCCUGGCUACUGCUAUGGUGAGGCCCUUUAUCGAAGACAAGGCUCUUAAUACGUCUCUCCAUGAUGCUACGCCGUGGCCACGGCUUGGAUCUGCCAAGGAUGUCUCGGAUGCUGUUCUCUUCCUUGCUUCUCCACAAAGUGACUGGGUCACUGGAACAAUCAUGACGGUGGAUGGAGGAUUUACUUCGAAGUAG